AUGGCGACUGAAAGUUCUGAACAGUCUGGAAACCGUAAUAUCGAUAUUUACAAGGAUCUUGAAUCAUAUUCAUGGGAUACUGAUCAAGAGUUCCAGGGUGGUCUCUCUGCUAUAUUGGGCAAUGCAUCUUCUCCUGAUCAAAUUCGAGAAUUGACGCUUCGUGCUCAAUGUUUCUAUCUCUCUCGUAAGAAGAAUAUCGUCAUCGAUUUCGAUGGAUAUAAAUCAUAUCUCGCCACCCAAUCCUCCGCAACUUCUUCCGCCGAUGUCCCUGAAAUUACCCCCAUAUCUUCAAACUUUACUCCAUCCUCCAAUGUUCCACUUCAUCAUGAAGAUGACCUACCACCUGCUAGUACUGAAGCUGAUUCAAAGGCGCCUUACCCGCAAUCUUUCGCUGAAAUUGUUGCUUUGAUCACAGCUGGUAUUCCCAUUCCAGGUAUCCGUGAUAUUCCCGAUACAGUUCUCACGGACCAAGGUACCAAGCCAGUUGCACGAAAGCGCCGUAAGCCAUGGGAGACAGACGUUGAUGAGGAAACGAUUCAGGGUGGUGGAACUUUUGGCGAUCAUCGAGAUAUCAUUAUCCAACAAGAAUAUCCAACUGAUGUUUAG
This is a messenger RNA of Sclerotinia borealis F-4128, 606 nucleotides long. NCBI's taxonomy places the organism in Eukaryota, Fungi, Ascomycota, Leotiomycetes, Helotiales, Sclerotiniaceae. The record is from the annotation of a GenBank genome assembly.